AUAAUGAUAUCUAUUGCUCCUAUUCUAGAGGAUUCUUAGAAGAGAAGCUUGACGAUCGGUUUAUUUGUCGACGUUUGCCGAAUGUCAAGUGUCAGGACGAUAAAAUUUUCAUAUGUUUUUGGAGCUAUUAUUCAUUGGAGCAAGUUCAAUAAGACAGGAAGCUCGUGACUUUUAACUUACAAUGUUGGACACUCCUGCCAUAUAGGUUUGUCUUUCGGUCGACUUAGAUGGAUGUUGGAGCUCCCGAACGACAUAGAGAUAGUCAGAUAGAUCGGUAUCCUUUGCUAAUGGAACAAGUGGAGAGUAGUAGUGGUCAUCAGCACGUGAUUGAUGUAGAGAGAAAUGGGGACGCCUCCUUGACAGCAUCUCAUGGUGAUCAGCAACGCAGGGUAGACUUGAUAGAGAAUGAGGAUGGACUUUCGCCUAGCAUGCCAGCUCCUGCGGAUCAAACAACUGUAAAUUCAUCAAACAGAUUGAACUCUGUGAAUUCCUCUAGCAUGAGAAGGAGUGAUGAUUACCACCAGCAUCGAACAAGUCCAUUGAAUUCUGGACUAUGGAUUUUGGUGGAGUUAGUUGUCACCGAGGGUCAAAUUAUAGCAUCCAUAGGGGUUUUGUCAUUGUCAAGACAUGAAAAUCCAGAGGCUCCACUAUUUGCAUGGGUUGUAGGUUAUGCGGCAAUGCUGCCUAUUCUUUACUGGUGCUAUCAUUUGGCAACCGUGGUAGUGAUCAGUCCAGUCAAUCCCAUUGAGGGACUUCUCAUGGCAUGGUCAAUCGAGCCUAGAUCUUAUAUAGCUAUCUCGUCACACAGUCCACGAGAUGAGGGCAAUCAACAUUGA
Molecule: messenger RNA, 836 nt
Organism: Eucalyptus grandis
Lineage: Eukaryota; Viridiplantae; Streptophyta; Magnoliopsida; Myrtales; Myrtaceae
Exons: 1
Coding region: 228-836 (202 amino acids)
Source: RefSeq, a predicted model, not a curated record